UCGCGGGGAUUGAUAAAAGUAUCUUUUUUUUUUUUUGUUUCGGGUUAUACAAAAGUUUUUCAUUCACGAUGUCUAUGAUUACCACUUCGACUUGGGUGCGCCGAGGCGUCGCAGCCCAGUUCCCUACCAAAUAUGAAAUCGACGAGAAUGAGAUGGGACGGAUAUCCAAGCUUGCGAAGAUGCAGCUUGAGCAGGCCCAGGGCGAUCUGAGCGCUGCCCAGGAAGGAAACGACGAGGAUGAGGGAAUGGAUGAGGACCAGAAGGAAGAUGGCCAGGAUGCCAUGGAGGAAGACAAGAAGGCAGAGAAGUCGACCAACGAUGACGACGACCUUAAAGAAUACGAUCUCGACCACUAUGACAGCGAUGAUGUCGAUGAGGAGGGCGAGAAGGUUACAAUGUUUGGAAAUGUCAAGUCGCUGGCAUACCACCAGCCCAAUGAGGAAGACCCAUACUUGGUGAUGCCGGAAGAAGAGGAGGAUGAGGAAAGAGAAGAAUUGCAGAUUCUUCCUACCGACAACCUGCUUCUGGCUGGUAAGGUGGAGGACGAGGUUGCACACCUUGAAGUCUACGUCUACGAGGAUCAUGCCGACAACCUCUACGUGCACCACGAUAUCAUGCUGCCCGCUAUUCCCCUCUGCGUGGAAUGGCUCGACAUUCCCGUUGGAAACAACACCGAGGGACGGACAAACGGUAACUUUGUCGCGGUGGGAACCAUGGAGCCCGACAUUGAGAUUUGGGAUCUGGACAUUGUUGACUGCAUGUACCCCAACGCCAUUCUGGGCCAUGGUGCAGAAGACGGAAAGAAGAAGAAGCGGUCCAAGGCUAAUGACAACUACCACGUCGACUCGAUUCUCGCUCUUUCCGCUAACCGACAGCACCGCAACCUGUUGGCUUCCGCCUCGGCCGACAGAACUGUGAAGCUUUGGGAUCUGAACACCACCAAGUGCGCCAAGUCUUACACCCACCACACCGACAAGGUCUGUUCGCUGGACUGGCACCCGAAGGAAUCAACCGUUUUGCUCAGCGGUAGCUACGACCGUACCGUGGUGGCAGCCGAUAUGAGAGCCCCUGAUGCCAAGGCCCGAUGGGGUGUUGAUGCCGACGUUGAGAACGUGCGCUGGGAUCCUCACGACCCCAACUUCUUCUACGUCACCACCGAUGCUGGUAUGGUGUACCGCUUCGAUGUGCGAAAUGUCCCCUCCACCCCGGCCGAGUCGAAGCCUCUGUGGUCUUUGCAGGCACACGACACCUCGGUGUCGUCCUUUGACAUCAACGGCAGCAUCCCUGGCUUCCUGGUCACCGGAUCCACCGACAAGCAGGUCAAGCUCUGGAACAUCCAGGAUGACAAGCCCAGCAUGGUCGUGUCGCGCAAGCUGGAAGUGGGCAAGGUCUUCUCGACCACCUUUGCACCCGAUACCGAUGUAGGCUUCCGGUUGGCUGUGGCCGGCAGCAAGGGUGUUGUUCAAAUCUGGGACACCUCCACCAACGGCGCUGUGCGUCGUGCGUUCGUGAACCGCAUGCCUGGUCUUGAGGGUGACGUCAAGGAGCGGACAGUCGGUAUCCAACCUGACGACAGCGAGUCGGAGGAUGAAGGCGGUGUGGAGACUGCAGCCCAGGGACAGGAUGGCUGGGAGUCGAUGGAUGAGGAUUAGGUGAUUUACAUGGAUGAAAUGUUGAUAUGUUAGAAAGUUUUGUUUAUGUUAGCCUUUCAAAGGUAUGGAAUGAAUGAAAACAUUGAGAUACCCCGGAUUGGGAGAUGAAGUGC
Messenger RNA from Aspergillus wentii DTO 134E9, 1765 nucleotides. RefSeq names its product rRNA-processing protein PWP1. Gene Ontology annotation, molecular function: protein binding. The record is from RefSeq and is a predicted model, not a curated record. Gene Ontology annotation, cellular component: nucleus. Gene Ontology annotation, biological process: rRNA processing. The transcript has 2 exons. NCBI's taxonomy places the organism in Eukaryota, Fungi, Ascomycota, Eurotiomycetes, Eurotiales, Aspergillaceae. Bases 69 to 1652 code for a protein of 527 amino acids.